Molecule: messenger RNA, 435 nt
Organism: Macroventuria anomochaeta
Lineage: Eukaryota; Fungi; Ascomycota; Dothideomycetes; Pleosporales; Didymellaceae
Exons: 1
Coding region: 1-435 (144 amino acids)
Molecular function (GO): oxidoreductase activity
Source: RefSeq, a predicted model, not a curated record
AUGGUGCCCAAAGCCUUCGAGGCAGGAUACCCGAACACCACCGGCUUCCGCAAAGUCGUCAAAGCCACCGUCUACAUCAAGAAAAAGGACGGCAUGUCAGACGCCGACUUCGUCGAGUACUACAAUAACAACCAUGCUCAGCGCGCCGUGCCCAUCCUGCAAAGGCACGGCAUCAUCAGCUACAGCCUGACGUAUCAUCUGGAGCGUGACAGGAAGAUGAUUCAAGACAUCAUGCAUGGCAGAGCGAAGUUAAUGGACUACGAUGCGAUUUGUACGUUUGUGUUCCCAGACUACCUGUGUCUGGCAAAGUUCCUGUAUGAUAAGAAUGGUGCGGCAUUGAACGGCGAUCACGAGAACUUCAUGGACGACAGCCAGAUGCAGCUGAUGGUCGGCGACGAAUACAUGUUGAUUGAGAACGGGGAGAAAGUGGGCUGA